Molecule: messenger RNA, 1191 nt
Organism: Paramecium tetraurelia
Lineage: Eukaryota; Ciliophora; Oligohymenophorea; Peniculida; Parameciidae
Exons: 4
Biological process (GO): protein phosphorylation; intracellular signal transduction
Cellular component (GO): nucleus; cytoplasm
Molecular function (GO): ATP binding; MAP kinase activity
Source: RefSeq, a predicted model, not a curated record
AUGAAUCAAAUAGUUUCUGGCAUUCAAUUCAACGUAGGCGCUAGAUACGAAGUGAAGAAAUUAUUAGGUGCUGGUGCCUAUGGACAUGUAGCCCUUGCUAUUGACAAGAAACAAACUGAUCCAGAGAAAUAGAAAGUGGCUAUUAAAAAGCUUCAUCUAGUAAGAGAUGAGAUCGACGCAAAAAGAGUGUUGAGAGAGAUUAGAAUUUUGAGAACAAUGCAACAUGAGAAUAUCCUUCAUCUAGAGAAUCUCAUCUAUGAUGAUUCCAACAAAGAGUUGGAAUUUGGAGAAAUCUAUUUAGUUACUAAUUACUUAGAAGUGGAUCUCUACAAGAUUAUUAAGAGCGGACAAAAUCUUACUGAUUAGCACUACCAAUACAUAAUAUAUCAAUUACUUAAAGGGUUAAAAUAUUUGCACUCUGCAAGUAUUGUCCACAGAGAUAUAAAGCCAAGCAAUAUUUUGGCUACUGAGAAUUGUGAAAUAUGCUAUUGCGAUUUUGGAUUGGCAAGAUAAAUAGAAGAAUUGGAAGCAGAGGAUAAUAGAUGCCAGAACAUGUUGACAGAAUACGUAGUAACAAGGUAUUAUAGAGCUCCUGAAGUAAUGUUAUCAUCUCAUGAAUAUUCAACAGCAAUUGAUAUUUGGUCAUUGGGAUGCACAUUUGCUGAAUUAAUUACAAAGCAAAUUUUAUUUAAAGGAACCAAUUACAUAUAAAUGAUAAAGUUAAUUUUUGAUACUCUAGGUAAACCUUAAGAUGAAGACUUAUAAUUUAUUACAAAUAGCAAUGCAAAGAAAUAUGUGAAUAGUCUCUAGACAAAAAUGAAAUGUUCAAUUGGUAGUGUAAUCAAAUAUACAAAUCCACAUGCAAUUGAUUUGUUGGAUAAAAUGCUAGAAAUUAAUCCUAAGAAGAGAAUUACAAGUGCUGAGGCGUUAAAUCACCCCUAUUUAGAAUCAAUUAGAGAUCCUGAUGAUGAACCUUCAUUUGAAGGACACCUAGAUUCUCAGUUUGAAAAUGAUAGCACCAUAUUAUUGAAAGAUUUGAAAGUGUUAAUCUUAAAUGAACUCAAUUUGAUGAAAUAAAUUAAUAACGAACCUCUGAUUAAUAUUUAAUUAGAAGUAGAAAAAAGAGAGUAGAUAGUCAAGAUAAAUUAAUAAAAGAAACAAUAAUUGAAACAACAACAGUAAUAAUAAUGA